Messenger RNA from Besnoitia besnoiti, 1971 nucleotides. RefSeq lists its product as uncharacterized. Lineage: Eukaryota; Apicomplexa; Conoidasida; Eucoccidiorida; Sarcocystidae. The record is from RefSeq and is a predicted model, not a curated record. The coding region runs from base 1 to 1971 and encodes 656 amino acids. The transcript is spliced from 6 exons.
AUGGCGUACGCAGCGCGCCACCUCUCGCGUCUCCCUCUUCCUUCCGCCGCGGCUCGCCCGACCGCCGGCGCACGGAUACUUCCUGGCGAGGCUUUGCGGCGCCUGCAGGGCGGCGCAUCGCCCUUGUGCGCGUCUUUCUCUUUCUCUCGUUCGUUCGCUUCCUCCUCUCUCUCUUCUGCACCUGUUAGCGAGUCUCCGCGCCUGCCUCGCGCGGGUCUGCAAAACUCGCAGCCGGUCUUCUUGUCGACUGUCCGCGGCUGCGGCUCUCGCAGCAGCCGCGGAUGCUGCGGCGCGCUGCGCGCUCUCUCGUCGCCUCUUUCCGCAUUUGCUUCGUCGCGAGUGUUAGGCAGCCUCUCUUCCGCUGCGCAGCCCGGCGCCGCAGCCUCGCUCGCGUUGUCGUCCCUUUCCUCUGUGCGCGCCGCGCGCGCGUCUGCGUUUGUCUCUUCGUCUAAUGCGUCGCCCCUCCGCGCCUUUUCCAGCGCGGGCGCCGACGGCACUCCCGAAGGCGCGUCGCCGCCUGCGAGCAGCUCCGCGGGCGCCGCUUCGGCCGCCAGUCGCGCAGGGGAGAAGGCGCGGUUUCUUGAGUUCUGCGAAGUGGCUUCUGGCGUGCCGCUCACGUCGCCCGCGGUGACGCCGGGACAAAAGGAGUGGAUCUUCUCGCCCGAAGAGGAGCGCGGGGUGAAGUCUCCCGGCGGCUUCCUCGGGCUCGUUUUCGCGUUCAACCAAAAGUUCUCGCGACUGAAGGACUUGGGUUUCUUCGUGCUGCUGUCCUGCAAGCAGGGCGCACGCCAGGCGCUGGUCCUGCUCUCCGAAGAGCUCGUGGCGGGCAUUCAGGAGGAGCGCGACUUAGUGCAGAUGCUCGCUGACAGGGAGAAGCAGAAAGUCGAGAAAGGCGAGGACGACGAGAGAAAGGUUGCUGCCGCGCCGGCGGCGGAGCUCUUGGGCGGCACAGGGGGCAACGCUAGCGCGGAGGAGCCCGCGGACUUGGAGAAGAGGAUCGCUGGAGCUGAGUCCACUGAGGCGAAGAAGGCAGACGGGAACGAGGCCGAGGAGGACUACCACGGCAUGGGGGCAUUGCUGAGCAAAGGCAGAGGCCUCGAAAACCUGAAAACCUGCGUAAGCGAGCCACUUCUUACCGGCCUGCAGCUCAAAGUCGGCGAGGCGGUCGACGCCGGCUGUCGCCUCACCUUCGACGUGAACUCGCUUCAAAAGGUCUACAUCACGCGCAUGUGGACGGUCUGCGGCACGUCCGCGGAUCCGCAUGCAGCAGUUGUCCCGCGCUCGUCGUACUUGGUCCCCAUCACGCCGUUUCUCCACGCAGUUCUUCCGCAGUCGGCGAAUUCUUCGUUCUUCCUCACCUCGCAGUAUAUGCGGGCAUGCGGAGGCCUGCUGCUGAAAGGCAACCCCGCCGCGUCGCUAGUGAAGAAGGGCGACGACGCAGACUUCUCGGAUGCAGAGGACGAGCGCGGCGGCGACAAAGGCGACAAGAAACAGGACGAGGGAGAGGGCAAACGCGAUAGGGAAGAAGAGCGCGGCGCAGGCUUCAGCGGUGACUUCGGCAGCGCGGCGGCAGGCGCGAACAAGGCGCCUCUUUCUUUUCCAGAGCGAAUGAGGAAAGUCAUGGAGAGGCUGGAGCUGCUCGAAGAGGCGCUGGGAAAAGGCAUCGCAGUCGUCAUGGAGGCGCAGGUGCUUUGUCGGCAGCGAUUCGCCGUGCAUGACAAAAACCGAAAGCUGCUGUUUGGAAGUGAGGACGAGGAGCAGGUGAUUCACACGCUGCGCUUCCAGCUCACAGCCCGCAAAGACGGCAAGCAGUGGGGUAUUCCUACAUUCCAGCCCUCGUCGUGGACGCUCGUAGACUGGAACGGGCUCGUCGGCUCCGAGUACCCCUGCGACGUCAGCGCCCUCCGCAAUGUCGUCGUCUUGGAGAAGAACGAGGAACUGCCCAAGGGAAAGAAGCUGUGCUACGACUGA